AUGGACUCCCGCCGAGUCCUUUCUCCCCGGCCGCUGAAGGAUGCUAAGCGGGUCCUUGUGCAAUCGCGGCGGCAGUGUGCGUGCGUGGGGGAGACGGGUGAGCUGGCAAGCACACGUGGCCCACGGCGAGGGGUUGCCCCCCGUCUCCAGAGGAGCCCGGACGCCUGCCUCCCAAACCCGUGCCGGCAUCAGGGGGACUGCCAAGGGAUGGAGGACAGAGCAGUUUGCAGCUGCAAACCGGGCUUCACAGGGCCCUUCUGCCAAGAUGUGGUACUGAAGUUGGCCUGUGAGGACGAGCACAUGAAGAUGAUGGUGAGGAAGGAGGUGUUUGAACUCUUGAAAAUCCCCCGGGAGCUUGUCCACUUGAAGAACCAGGCAUGCAAGGUCUCAGAAAGGGAAGAAGAGGGCGAGCUGUUCUUUGCAGCCACUCUCACAGGUGAAAACCACACGGCCUGCGGAUCAAUAAUUCAGCAAAAUGGCUCCCACGUGUCGUACUACAAUGUCAUUGAGUCGGAGCGGGAAGCACGUGGGGGUGUGAUCUCCCGGAGUUUUCAGCUGGAGGUGAAUUUCUCCUGCAUCUACGCGUACGAGCAGGUGGUGAAGCUGCCCUUCGUUCUCACUGCUGUUGACAAGCUGGUGCAGUUCGUGGUCAGAGAAGGACACUUCAACGUCAGCAUGGGACUCUACAAGACCCCCUUGUACCUCCAGCCCUACCACCUGCCGACCGCGGCCAUCCCCGUCACGGACACGCUCUAUGUCCCUCACCAGCUCAGGUACUUCGUGCUGAGCGUGAAGGACUGCUGGGCCACACCGAGCGCCGAUCCCUACCAGGACGUGCAGCACGAACUCAUCACACAGGGGUGUCCUCACGAUGAGACGGUGACGUACCUGAAUGCCAUUGGAGAGAGCCCUACCGCCAAGUUCAGCUUCCAGAUGUUUCAGUUUGUUGGCUACCCCGAGGUGUUCCUGCACUGCCGUGUCCGGCUCUGUCUCCCCGACAGCCCGGAGCCCUGUGCCGAGCCAUGCCCCAGGCACUGGAGGAGCAAGCGGGCGCUGGGGCAUGACUACAACAAGGUUGUCUCCUACGGGCCCAUCCUUCUGCUGGCUGCCCCUUCCUCAGGAGCAGAGACCCACAGCUCCAGUACUGACCAGCAGGACCUGGGGGGUGCCGUGGCCAUGUGCGGCGGGCUCCAGAAGCCAGACCGGCGCGGAGAGAUUCGCUCUGCAUGA
Molecule: messenger RNA, 1230 nt
Organism: Opisthocomus hoazin
Lineage: Eukaryota; Metazoa; Chordata; Aves; Opisthocomiformes; Opisthocomidae
Source: RefSeq, a predicted model, not a curated record